Messenger RNA from Actinia tenebrosa (Australian red waratah sea anemone), 1728 nucleotides. RefSeq lists its product as uncharacterized. Lineage: Eukaryota; Metazoa; Cnidaria; Anthozoa; Actiniaria; Actiniidae. The record is from RefSeq and is a predicted model, not a curated record.
AUGAAUGAUGCCCAAGCAUCGGACACUAUUUUUGUCAUUACAAAUAAAAGCUCGGAUACACAGGAGCUACGGACAUCCUCCUAUGACAACACAGCGAUCUUAUCUCACGUUGAUGGUCAACUUGAUGGCAUUCAAAAAUUCAAAGCUGUUUUAAGGAAAGAAAAGAGCCCUGGCUGUCUAUUUAACUUGGUACGCCAUGAAGAUUCUUGCUUUCAAUUCAAUAUAGAGAACACCCAGACAUGGAACAGUGCUCGUAAAACAUGUCGCAGCAUAUAUGGUGACUUGAUAGAUGACCAAAACUUAUACGGCUUGAGAACUCUCCCCUUAGAAAAGCUGUUUGGAAAUGCAGGGAAAAUCAGUGUAGACUUGAAAUUGUGGUACAAAAGUUUUCAGUUUCAUAAAGACUUGGAUGUGCGGUGUGGUGCAUUCGACUUGAUAAAGAAUGCGAGAGAGUACAAGAAGUGUUCGGAGGAAAAGCAUGGAUUCAUCUGUCAAAGCAUUMCAGUUGACGUCGCAAGGGGACGCCCAGCUACUUCAUCUUUAGUAAAUUCAUCCUUGGCAUCCCUAGCUGUUGAUGGCUCACCUUACACCUGCUUUUACUACAAAACGGCGAUGAUUUGGUGGUUGAAAAUAACGCUUUCUCGGACGAUGUUUGUUCAUGAAGUUCGAUUCGAUCAAGAAUCAGAUUCUUUAGAAAUAUUUGUACUAGAAAAGGACCACACUAGAUUAUGUUUUGACUUCAAAAUGGAUCGAACUGACUCUGGAAAAAUAAAAAAUAUCUCCCGGUACCGUUUCAAGUGCAAGUACUUGACUAAGGGUAAUGAGGUUUCUAUUACGAGAAUGAUAGGCCAUGGAAAAUUCUGCGAAAUCUCUGUCAUCGCUUACAAUUCGAGAGAUGACAUUAAAGGAGUAGUCCGUGAACUCUGGUAUGAUGAUAGCAACAAAGCUGUACAGACUAACCUCCCGACUCUGAUUUCGCCUUUUGAAAUUGACGAGGAUUAUAAAGAAGUCUUUACCACAUUUUUGAAGGUUCCAUUAAGCGGUAAUUAUACUUUUCAUUUGUACUGUUCAUACGAUAACCCUUGCAAAGUAGACCUGAAGCGAUGGGAUGAUCAUGAAUCAAUUUACAUGAGUAAAUGGCGCUACUACGAAUGGAAGGAACUUCUAUCGGAUGAAAAACCAACUGUCUUUAAUGAAGAUGACAAGUGCGUCCAUUUGACAUCCAAGUCAUUGUACCUCAGCAGUUGUACCAUCUAUGUAUUGACUGUUGACAACCCAAAAGCUAGAACGGAGAGUUUUACUGGAUGUUUUUCUGUUGGCAUGACAAGACCCGAAAAUCCAAUACACUGGGGACACUUGUUUUCUAGAGACCCAGGUUUAAGGAUUUUGGAGUUUGAUAUUAUGGUAUAUGAUGAAAAGCAAAAUGGCUCUCGGACGCUUCUUAACGUACAAGGACAAAGCCGUCUUCGUGGUCCAGAUCUUGGAUUAGCUCAGAAAUUGCCUUUUGGCCCUGUCGAAUACGUAACAGAUAAUGUUUUGCGAUCGUACAGAAAUACAGGAUUUAUACGGUCUCAUCCAAAUUACCACGGUCUAGAUCCAAGUUGGUGGGAAACUUUGGUAUAUUCCUUUGACACAAUGUAUGUAGAAUUGGGACAAACUAUUCAUUUUCAAGAUCUUAAGCAAAUCCUGAAAUCUGAUUUGUUUGUAGCAGUACAGAUGCCAGAUUAA